Molecule: messenger RNA, 2609 nt
Organism: Paramecium octaurelia
Lineage: Eukaryota; Ciliophora; Oligohymenophorea; Peniculida; Parameciidae
Source: the annotation of a GenBank genome assembly
AUGUUAAAAUUAGAUCAAUAAGAAUUAAUUAUUCAGAGAAUUAAAUCAAAAAAGCCAAUAUUCAAGACAGUAAGCGAAAUAGAGUAUUUAAUCCAUUUAUUUGCAUAGACAAUUUCCCAAGUUAAUUAAGAGCAGAGAGGCAAUUCAAAAAUCAAUUUUAUCGUAAAUUCAAAGAUCAGUUUCAAAUAUAGAUGUGGAUCCUUUAACAUACGGAUAAAAAGAAUUAAAAGAUGUGAUAAAUUAAUUGGAAGAAUAGUUGAAGACAGUUUUCCUGCCUACAUUGCUUUUAGACGAGAAAAAAAAAUUAAAAUCAUUGGUAAAAUAAGAAUCUAAACAGCUUGAUUAUGAAGAAAGCAAUCAUCCGAAAAAAUAAAGAGUCGAUAAAAACAAAUGUAGGAAAUGCAAGCAAUCUACUAUCCCUAUGAUAUUAAAUCUACUGUAACAAACAGAAAACUAGGACACAAAUCCUCAUGUCACUAUGAAAUCUAUCAGAUAGCAAAUAGUUCAAAAAUCAUAGAAAAAAGAAGAAUAAUCGGAAUCUAAAGUUCCAUAUAUUGCAUUCGAUUAUUCCGAUCGAAUUAUUAUUUGUAAAAGGUGCAGAUUUAAAUUUCAUGCCGAAUGUGUCUAAGUGCUUGAUAAUACCAAUGAUUGGAUUUGUGAUUACUGCUUAGACAGAAUAUAAGAAUUAAAAAGCUCUAAUUAAUGGGAUUACAUAAACAAUAAAUAGUUGAAAUAGCAAGUAUGUCCAGAUUCUGAAUAAAAAAAGACUCAUUUAUCAUUAAUAGAAAGAAUUUAAAAAAAAUAGAAAGUAUUUAUAAUUGAAGAAAUGGAAAUAACAUCAUUCAAACCAAUUGACUAAGUCUCCAUUUUCUUAAAGAAAUAUCCACAUUAUAGAGGAUAGAACGGAAAAAUAAAAUAUCCUGUUUUAGAAAAGUUGGCUCUAGAUUACCCAGAAGUUCUGGAAAUUAAAUAGAAACCACAACCACAUAUGAUAAAUUCUAAUUUAGUUGAGGAUAUCCUUAAAAUAUAAACGAGUUACUAGAUUAUGUUUCCUAAUUGUUCGAUUCCACAGAAUGUUAAUUAAGAUUACAUAGAGAAAAACUUUUAUGAAAUUCUUAUGAAUUUGCUUAAUGAAUAUUUUGAAGAAUUUAUAUUAUCAGAUACGUCUAAAUUUGAAGAGUACUGCCAUUAGGCUAACUUUUAAGCAACAGCAUUUUUAGAAAUAAUGAAAUAUUUGUAUGCGCAUUAAGAAAAGUAAAUGAAAGACUUGAUAAAAAAGACAUGGAUAGAAUGUGUUAUAGAAAUAGAUCAAAUUAUAAAUUACGAUUGUGAGUCUAAUAUCACUAAAAUCAACUUUACCAGUUUAGAAAUUUCAGAUUAAAUAUACAUAUUAAGUUUAUUAACAGAUGGCUUAUAUGAUUUAGAUUAGAUGAGGGAAUAAAUUAAUUAAAAGGAUUCCAAGAGUUAUAGACAAUGUAACAUCUCAAUUUAUAUUAGCUCAUUUAAAAAUAUUAUUUUAACAAAAUUAAUCUGCAUUUAUCAAUUGUGGAACAUAUAUUGGACAAGAUGCUGGUGAAUAAUAAUAUUUUUAUUUUACUCAUGUUCCUGGCUCUGUCUUUGUUGAAACAAUGACAGGCUGGGGUCAAUAUACUCUCCUUGAUUUAUCUGAUUUAAUGUAUGCACUUAAUUUAUAUGGAGUUAAUGAAUCAAACUUAUUUUACAACCUAGAAAUAAUAUGUGAAAUCAUGCUCUUUGAUAACACAACUCCAAUCAAACCAUAGAAUCGAUUAAUUUAAAGUAUUUGUAAACCAAUAAAUAGAAUAGUAAUAUAAUUUAGAAAAUAUAGAAGUUAUUGAAUAGUUUUUGCUUACUGAAGAAACGUAUACAAAAUACUUAUAAUCUAAAGAUUUGAUAUGGAUAGAAAAUAAUUAGAAACAAGACUUUUACCAGUUAUUAAAGAAUGAAAAAGAACUAUAAUCUAUAAUCUAAGCACUAAAAAUGUUUUAUAAUGGCUUAUUACAAUUAAAAUCGAAUGAUGGUUAUCAUAUCAAACCAUUCAAGUUAUUUAAAUCAAAUUUUUAGCUUGCAAACUAGUUGGCUAUAUUUGUGGACAAUGCAUCAAAUUACCACAGCAUUUAUAUAUCUUUAAUUACUUUAAAUUUAUUAUUAGAGGAGUAUCAGCAAUAUCAAUCUUAAAAAGAAUUAAAAAAUAAAAGAAACCAAGUUUAACGGAAGCUUCCUUAAAAAGUUAAUUCAAAAGAAACUAAACACAUAAAAAAAAAGCCAAAAUUAAAAUCUAUUGAAGAUGAAUCUAUUGAAUAAGAGCUAAGUCCUUACUGUCAUAGCAACUUAGCUAACAAAAGAGAAAAAAGGGAAAAUGCAGGAAAAAAGUAUUAAAUUUUUAUAUUGUAAGUCCGAAUAUCAACUUUGAUUAGUAAAUGAAGAAUCAAAAGAAGCUAUUUUGUACAUCUUGCAAGAAAUAGUUUUCAUAAGCCUCUCAUUGCGUUUAAUGUUCAAGAUGCAACAAACCAUUUCAUUAGGAAUGUUUAGUAGUACGAAAAGAAUAUUGCAAAAAUUGUGUCAGAAAUGGAAGCAAAAAAGAAAAAUGA